UGAAGGGAGGGAACAACUCCUGGCAGAGGCUGUGGUAUUUAACCACCACACCCUUUUCACUUCUCAUAGCUGGAACUCUUCUGUGCAUCAUCUGCUCACUUAGGACAUCUAAGAUGGCUUUGGUAUCUGAAUUCCUGGGUCAGCUGACCCUCAAUUUUGGGUCGAGCGAUCCCACCUACCCCACUGUGGUUCCUGCAGCUGAUUUUGAUCCAGACAAAGAUGCCACCAGAAUAGAGACAGCUAUCAAAACUAAAGGUGUGGAUGAACAGACCAUUAUUCAGAUCCUCACCAAACGGACAUACAGCCAAAGACGAGAAAUUGCCUUUGCAUAUGAGAGGAGAGCCAAGAAGGAUAUGAUUACUGCCCUGAAGGGGGCACUGUCUGGCUCACUCGAGACUGUUAUUUUGGGCCUGAUGAAGAGCACUGCUCAGUACGAUGCCUCUGAGAUUAAAGCCUCCAUAAAAGGUUUAGGAACAGAUGAGGAGACCCUGAUUGAGAUCCUCUGCUCUCGAAGCAAUGCAGAGCUGGUGGAGAUUAAGAAAGUCUACAAAGAACUGUUCAAAAAGGACCUGGAGAAGGAUGUGGCUGGAGACACCUCAGGAGACUUCGCUAAGCUGCUGCUCGCCCUAGUGGCGGCCAAGCGGGAUGAGCCAAGCACUGUAGUUGACUAUGGGAAAAUUGAUGAAGAUGCCAGAGCACUGUAUGAAGCUGGAGUGAAACGGAAGGGCACUGAUGUCAAAACCUGGAUUAGCAUCAUGUCAGAGAGGAGUGUCCCUCAUCUGCAGAAAGUAUUUGACAGAUACAAGAGCUACAGUCCCUACGACAUGCAGGAGAGCAUCAGGAAGGAAGUAAAAGGAGAUCUGGAGAUGUCCUUCCUUACACUCGUCCAGUGCUUUGAAAACAAACAGCUCUACUUUGCCAGCAGACUCAACGAUGCCAUGAAGAGUAAAGGCGCAAAGGAGAAAGUGGUGACGAGGAUCAUGAUCUCACGCUGUGAGGUUGACCUUAAGAAGAUCAGGUCUGAGUUCAAGGCCCAGUUUGGAAAGUCUCUGUACCAGACCCUCUCUGAGCACACUAAAGGAGACUAUCAGCAGGCUCUGCUAAGUUUGUGUGGAGGAGAUGAUUAAAGCAGAGCAGGUAACUGGUUCCAGGACCCUCAGAUGCUGUGAUCCUCAGGAGCCUUUCGUCUGCUCAGCCCUCGGCUCUCACGUACUGUUCUAGCUUUAUGGAUAGUCUAUAAUCUAUAUGGAUCAGUCUAUCUCUAACUGGAGUCACAGUGUUUCAAAGAGACCAAAGACAAAAAUCCCAAUUAUGUCAUUUGUAGGCUUCUGAAGUAAUGACUGUUGAAUGCUCAAAUCUGGGGUUGGUAAGCUCAACUGAUUGACUUACAUUAUCCACAAAGAAGGCAAAUGUAUUUCUGCAUCCCAUAAAUAAAGGGACAACGCUGUAUUAAACUGUGCCAUAGUUGACCAUUCUAAUGCUUUUUUUUUUAAAAAAAAAAAACAAAAAAACAUUUGUAUGUAUUUCUAUGGUACGUAACUGCUGUAUUUA
Messenger RNA from Pangasianodon hypophthalmus (striped catfish), 1551 nucleotides. RefSeq names its product annexin A2a (gene anxa2a). The record is from RefSeq and is a predicted model, not a curated record. NCBI's taxonomy places the organism in Eukaryota, Metazoa, Chordata, Actinopteri, Siluriformes, Pangasiidae. Gene Ontology annotation, molecular function: calcium ion binding; calcium-dependent phospholipid binding; cytoskeletal protein binding. Gene Ontology annotation, cellular component: cytoplasm. The transcript is spliced from 13 exons. The coding region runs from base 114 to 1127 and encodes 337 amino acids.